AUGUGUGACGAUGCAACACGGGUGUUUAGUAUGAAAAGAAUAUUUCAAUUUUUAUGUUUAUUUUACAUGACACAAAUAGUUCAAACGAAAUCAGUAAAAAAAUAUGAUGAAUGUGAACAAUUUCUUAUUUCAAAUGAUUGUUAUUAUUUUCCGUGCUUAGAUGCACGUUAUUCGUGUGGCCGUAAUAACUAUUUGGUUAGAUUCAGCCAUGAUCUAUGCACAUUACCAAAUAAAAAAUUUGCUACCAAUUUAACAACAAAUGCACUUCUAUAUUUCAAUCAAAUAAAUUCAUGUGUUAUGAAAGCGUUAAAUAAUCAAUUGGUUGAACGAAAGAUCUCCGAAAAAUUUACGUGUGGUCAUUUGCAUGUAAUGAUAUAUAAUAUCUAUUUGAAUUGUUUUCAAAAUAAUCAACAAGAAAACACACAAGUUAAAACUAUUAAUCUUUGUUCGAUUAUAUGCGACAAUUUGCAAGCAAUGAUUGAUUUAUUUUUAACUUUAAAUGAAUCUCAUUUCAACUUACAACUAUUACUUUUAGAAACAGGCAAAAGUUGUGGAGCAAAUCUUCAUGAAUCAAUAUUGAAUACAAUACCUUCUUUGCUUGCAGCAAUUUGUCUGGAUAGAAAAGAUGCAGUUUUAGAACGCGAUAUUACUGAUAUCAUGUUUAAUGCAAGAUUUCGACCAGCCGAUUUCGAUUGGACAUAA
This is a messenger RNA of Rotaria socialis, 702 nucleotides long. The record is from the annotation of a GenBank genome assembly. NCBI's taxonomy places the organism in Eukaryota, Metazoa, Rotifera, Eurotatoria, Philodinida, Philodinidae.